Molecule: messenger RNA, 860 nt
Organism: Ruditapes philippinarum (Manila clam)
Lineage: Eukaryota; Metazoa; Mollusca; Bivalvia; Venerida; Veneridae
Product: BTB and MATH domain-containing protein 38-like
Exons: 2
Coding region: 135-860 (241 amino acids)
Molecular function (GO): protein binding
Source: RefSeq, a predicted model, not a curated record
AAUAACAGUUAAUAUAUGUCAACCCAAUUUGAACAUGUUUUCAGAAAAUUGGGAGUGUAUUUUAUUGAUUCGUCAAAACAAAACAUUAACGUUCAAGUUUUAUUUUAUUUUCUUAAAACGUGUUACUAGAUAAAAUGGAGGAGAGUAAAACGCAAAUCAAACGCGAAACAACGCCGUUUACGGAAUCUGGAGAGUGCAUAGAUGAAAUAGAGUUCGUAUUUGAUGACGAAAGAAGUUUAUAUGUUUCACAAAACUUUUUAAAGUAUGUCUCCCCAGUGUUCAAAGCAAUGUUCGAGCACGACUUUAAGGAAAAGGAAAAUAAAAGCGUGACCAUGACAGGGAAAAAGUACGAAGAUGUUUUGGAAUUCUUACUUUGUUUACAUCCAAACAUGCAAAAGUCUGUUACUAAAGACAAUGUUCUUUCAGUUGUGCACAUAGCAGAGGAAUAUCAAGCUGAAUUAAUGAUAACACGGUGUCAGAGUGUCAUGUCUGAUUGGCUCAAGUCGGAAUUAGCCUUGGCCCAAACACCAACAUCGCUUGAGGAUAGAAGUAGACGGGCAAGGACUUGUCUGAGAGUGAUGUCUGAAGCAAACAGUCUACAAUACGAGACUCUUGUUAAAGAAGCAUGUACAGUUAUUGCAUACUUCGGACAUGUUAUAUUUACUGGAACUGUACUGUUGCCGCCAAGUUACAGUAAAUUUGCUAUCAGACAACGUAAAAUAUUAACAAAUGUUGACAAUCCUGUUAGUGAUUGUAAAAAGCUUUUUGACAACUUAUCCAUUGAGUUAAAGUACGAAUUAAUACAAAAAAGAUUGAAAUUGUGUGAUACUUUAGAAAUGUAUGAAGCAAAUGAGUAUUAA